AUCGCGUACUAUUUCAUUUGCACGAAAGUUAUAUUGCGUACGGAAUAGACGGCGAGGAAUCAUUUCGCUUCCGUCUAUCGAACAGAGUGGUCGUGCUCUUUUUGAGGUCCUCCUUUUGGUUGAGAUUCCCGUGUGUGGUUUGUGCGAACAGAUCGACCUGGACGAACCUCCGGCGAAAACGGUACAUAUUACGUUAAAUUUUCGAAAGCAAUUUUUGGUGGUGAAAAAAUUUAAAUGAUUGUUAAGUUCUACAAAUAGGCGCUUGGGAGAGUGUACAUAUGGGGUCUGGCCUCCAGUUCUGUGAGAUCUAUUUGGGAUUGUUUGAUUGAGUAAAAAAGGAAAUAAUUGCAGCUGAUUGCAAAUGUAAAGAAACAAACAGAGUAAAAGCAAGAGUUGAAAGUUUUUUUUUUGUUUCCGAAACAGGUAGAUCGAUUGAUUGGAGUUCAAACAUUCUCGAUCUCGAUUGUUUUACUGUUUGUGUGUUUUGAUCGAUCAGAAAACAUCCAGCAUCCGCGUGCAUUUUUCCAGUUGGAGCUAUGUAUGGUACGCGUAGUGAUCGCUUUUCUUGUUAUUGGUUAUUGAGUGAUUGAAUUUUUUGUAUGAUAAUAAACCUAAAGUGAUCGCGAUAAGUGUUGAGUUUCGGGGAAGAUACAGUUUUCUGCGUUAAUUUUGAAAGUUAUCGGGCUAAAUCUUGCCUAGUUGUUGCUCACCAAGUGCUUGACUACGUCCAUCAACAUCAACAGAAUAAGCAACGGUUGAAGAACAAGAAUUGACCCCUACCCAAAGGAGUCGGUACGAGAUUGAAACGUCGAUAAAUACGUCGCAUCGCAUCUGGAGGAUUCUACGCGAUUACUUAACAUCCUCGAUAAGUAAACAGCGCACGCCAUACAGGACUUUAUAUUUUGCACCCCAUGAAAUAAAUAUUUGAAGAAGUUUUCUACGGACAUUGAACCAGUUUUGGUAAGAAAUCAGAGUUUGGGAAGCUCUUUCACGUAGCAAAUCAACAUGAUGAGCCGAAUUGUCAUCGUUUGCCUCCUGGCCCACCUGCUGCAACAUUCGUUUGCUGCACCGUUGGAGCGCUCGCACCUGUUGUCAUCGAUCCAGGACAUUCAACGAAAAUAUGCCUCGCUAGAAAACGAAUUCAUGCCAUCCAACGAGAGGAGUGAUACCGAGAUGGAAGCGAUGAACGAUAGUAAGCCGGAAGUUGAUGUGGAUAACGUCGAAAAUGCGGAACCGAUGGCAGAGGGGACGGAAAAUAAACCAGUGCAAGAAUCCGUUCGUCAGGCAAAGGUGUUACAGUCGAAAUCUUCAGAGGACGUCAGCGCCCAAGGCGCAAAGCGUAAAAACAAGAUGUUUGGAUUUUACGGAUACUACCCGCAGCCAACCUAUCCCCAACCGAUGGCUUACCCGUCCUACUAUCCGUUGGAAUAUUACGACGACUACGUUCCACUGGAAAGUUAUCCGAACGUAAACCCACUGAUGAACUUGCAAAAUAUGGCUGCUUUCCAAAAUAUGGCGGCAUACCAGAAUUUUAACAACAUUCCAAACGGUCCGGUUGCUGGUAUUCCGAAUUUGAACAACUUUGACAAUAACCAGGCUUCACAGGACUACCAGAAUUUGGCUGGAUUUUCGAUGAACGACAACGGUCAAAACAUGGAUGACGAAGAAAUCCUUUCCCGUACCAAUCAAGGAUCACGUCGCCGACCAAACCAUAAGAAUUCUCCUAUCUAUUACAUCCGUUUGCCACCUACUCCAUACAUGUUCGUCCCUGGAAUCGGAUACAUUUCCCAGCCACCAACCAUUCAGCCAAUGAGUCCAGCCGUUCCACAGUAUCCACAACUGGCCCCACCAGUUACCAUGAGUCCGUUCUACAACCUGCCCAUCAACUUCAUUUCCAAUGGCAAACCAUCCGGCAUUUACCAAUGGAGUGGUGCCCCAACACCUGCUCCAAUUCCGCAGCCUACGUACGCCUUGCCAUACCCUGCGGCAAGACCACCACCACAACGCCCCAUCUUCCGGCCCAACCCGUUCGUGCAGGACUCCAAAAUCACUCAUCUUAAAGGUCCAUUCAUCUUCAACGGCAGACCAGAAGAGAUUUUCUUAUUGCAGAACUCGAUCAAUCCAUUCUUCCAGGCACCAAUCAACCCCAUAAGUCCUAUUGGUGGUUAUUACUAAACAAUCAUCCUUAAUGAUAGAUUGUGAUAUGAAGAAAACAUAACAAUAUUUUAUUUACAAAAGCAGGGCCUUAUGAUUCUUUAUCAUGCAUGCACUCACUAUUCAAAUGGUGAUCAUUUUCAGACAAAUAUCGUUCAAUAUUAUUUUUGUAGCACUCAAACAAGCACUAUAGACAUGAUUUUCAUCCUUCAUCGUAUUGUAAAUAUUAAAAAAAAAUGCGAACAAAAUCUCGAAUGUAACCAUCUACGCUGGUAUGAUUGAUAAACCUAACCCGUGCUCAGUCGAAUUUAAAAUCUGCUCGAAUAAAUGAGCUUCCAUCCGUGUCACCUAAAAGUAUGCUAUUCCAACUUUCAUGGAAGUUUUGAUUCAUCAUUGCCUCA
Messenger RNA from Culex pipiens pallens (northern house mosquito), 2555 nucleotides. RefSeq lists its product as uncharacterized. The coding region runs from base 1006 to 2175 and encodes 389 amino acids. The record is from RefSeq and is a predicted model, not a curated record. The transcript is spliced from 3 exons. NCBI's taxonomy places the organism in Eukaryota, Metazoa, Arthropoda, Insecta, Diptera, Culicidae.